Molecule: messenger RNA, 8567 nt
Organism: Paramecium pentaurelia
Lineage: Eukaryota; Ciliophora; Oligohymenophorea; Peniculida; Parameciidae
Source: the annotation of a GenBank genome assembly
AUGAAUAUAUCAAUUCUCAUUUUUUUCUUAUCUUAAUUGAAAGAGAUUUUAACCUUUUCAAUUAUUGAUUUAAAUCAAUAAUACUAAAUUCAAAGGGAUGAUUUUGAUUUAAGUUUUUAAGAUUUUGGAGUUAACAAACUUUUAACUUAUGGGAUGUGGUCCAAAUACAAUCCAUUAAGUAUAAUUUCAAAAGUAGGCCCCGUAGGAUAGAUGGAAAGCGACUGCUUUUUAAUUCAUUAUACUACAUCUAUUUUAACCCAAAAUCUCAAUCUUAUAUACUAUGAUUGUUUAGAUUAUACAGAGAGGAAAAUACUGAAAACUAUUGAAUUUGUGGAUGAAGAAAACAACCAGCAUAAAAUUGAAUUGUAAAUUGAUAAUAAUAAAUACGAGGAUGUUUGGCAUUUUUGUUAAUUCAUUAUCUAUCCUAAUCAAAGGAAAUUUGAAGUUAUUAUCUUAAAUUAAGAAGAUACUCUGCUUCAUUAAUUUUUUGAAUUGAAAUUUCCUUUCAAAGACUAAAAUUUAUCUCUAAUAUUUGGGAGCAGUUUAAUUGUUAAUAAAUCAUAUAUAUUUUCAAUAUUAAAAGGUAGGAAAUUUGCUACAUUUCCAGGCUUUUUAAAAGUGAACAAAAUUUUGAUCCAAGAAAGCUCUAUUUAUUAAAAUUUUGAAGUUAUAGCAUUUAAAGUUUUGUAGGGUUUCAUAUAAUGUUAAUGCAUUCAAGAUAGUACUUUUAAAUUAAAAGAUUGGGAUCUUUCUUCUGUUAAUAAAUUGACAUAUUUAUCUUAAAAUACUAAUUGUGACUCUUUUUAAUUUUAGGGUUGGUUAAGGAUUAAUAAUAUUGGACAACUGCCAUCAGAUAUUACUUAUCAAAUAAUUAAAAUUUCAUCAAAUUUUAAUAGUGCAAUUUUAUCUAAUUAAAAUUUAUCACCGUUUUAAUAUAUUUAUUAACUUUCCCCUACGAUGCAUAGGAUUAUUAUUACUACUUAUAGUUACAAUUUUCCUUUAGUUAAUAUUGAUUUUACUGAUAAUCCUUUUCUAAUAUUUGAUUAAUUUGAUGUUUUAAAUAAAGUUUAGUUAUGGCAUAAAUUAAUUGUUAAUUUAUAGAAAAAUGAAUUAUAGUUAAGUAUCAGUUUCUAUGAUGAAUCUGAAAUCUAUACUAUAAGCAGAUUAAUUAAUGUUGUUUAAUUUCAUUCGAACCAAUUCAGAGUUAAUUAUGGAAAUCUCUUAAAUAAUAUCAAUAAUGCUAUUAAUAUUUAAGUUAGAAAUUUUUUAUUUUUUAAUUGUUAAUAACCAAUCAAUGAACUUAAUUGCCAUUAAAGUUGUUUUGAAUGCAAUGGUCCAACUAAAUUAAAUUGCUUAUCUUGUUCAUAAGAAUCAAAUAGAAUUUAUUUAAUUGAUAAAAAAAUGUGUGUUUGUCCUUAUGGUUUAAUUGAUACAGGUGAAAAAUGCGAGUCCUAUUCUGAUUUAGGCUUUUAGUUAAUAAAAGAUGCUUCAAUAUUUAAAGAUAAAAGUUGUUUAUAUGGUUAUUUCUUAAUUGGCGAUGAAUGUAUUUAAUGGUAAUAAUUUAUCAUUAUAUAGUCCUUCGAUAAUCAAUUCUCAGCGAUUGACAUGCAUAGAAUGUCUCAUGAAUCCAUAAAAAUGGAUUAAUUCAUUAGUUUGUUAAUAAGAUAUAUCAAUAAAUAAAAUUGGAGAAACUGCUUACUAUUUUUAAGAUUUUGAUCUUUAAUAUUUUUAUGAUGGAUUUGAUUUCUAUUUUUGUCUGUAAAAUGUUUGUGAUGUCGAAUAAAUAUUUGAUAUGUUAACAAUUUAAUAAGAUGAAAUUUUUUUAAGGUCUUUUGGAGAUUAAAAUGAAUUUUUUUAUGGUCGUUUCGAAUGUUCAGAUAAUUGUUUUGACUGUUUAUCAAAUGAUGUUGGUCUUUUAUGUAAAGAAUGUGAUGAUAAUUUUAAACUAGCAGAUGGCAAAUGCUAAGACAUAUAUUGUUAUCCUCCAUAUUAUAUGAAUAUGGCUGGGAGAUGUAAAAAAUGCCCUAUUUAAAAUUGUAAAUAUUGUUUUGAGUAUUAAAAUAAUGAUUUAUCAAAAUGCACAUUAUACCAUGAUUUUUAAUCAUUUAACACAGAUGAAAUUAUAAAUGUUGGUUGUGCUUUAUGUAAUGAUGACUAUACAUUUGAUUUUUCUUAAAGUAUUUGCAUUUAAAAAAAGAUGACGAUUUAAAAUUGUCUACGGUCAUAUGUUAAUUUGGAAAAUUAAGAAAUUUGCACAUUAGCAUCAAUUUAAGAUUUUUCAAUAGCUCCUGAAAUCAUUAAUUGUUAAGAAUUAGUAGAAAAUUGUAUGCAAUGUAUAUAAACUCCUGAAUUUAUUCUCAAAUGUAUAAUUUGCACCACCGGAUAUGUUCCCUCACUUGAGAAUGGUAGCUGCUAGAAAACUACCUUUGAAGUAUCAAAUUUUAAAAUUUCUGUAUUCUCAUAAGAAUUUUAUUACAAUGGUUGGAUUUAACUAAUCUAAAGUUUUUUAAUGUCAUUUUUACCAAAUCAAUACAUUUAUCCAUAUAAUUUUAAUAGAUAUUACAAAAUUUAGAUACUUGAAUGUAAAGAAGGAUGGACAAUAAGUAGUCUUUCAUAUUUAUGUAUAAAAGAUUGCAGCUCUGAAUGUCUUUCGUGUUAUUAGUAGAAUUUUGAAUCUCUUUGUAGGAUUUGUCCAUUAAAUGAGUUUUAAUAGCCUAUUAUAAAUCAAUAUUAAGGUAAAUGUUAUGAAUGUCCUUAAUUUUGUAAAAUUUGUUAACCUAGUUCAGAAGAUAAAAUUAAUGUAAAAUUUCAUUAAUUAUUUUAGAGCAAUUAACCCCAAUUUAUAAUCAAUGAUAAUCUAUUUUAUACUAGAUAAUGUAUUAUGCCUUAAUAAAUUCCAAAUGUUUAAAUAGAUCCAUAAUUAUAGAUUGCAAAGUAUUGUUUUGAUAAUGACUGUAAUUCAAUUCUUUCCUUCGAAACAAUAAUUGAAGAUUGUAAUUUUAUAAAUCUUGCAGAUGCAACGACAUUUUAUAAAAAUUAAAUUGAUUUCUAUAAUUAGAUGGGAUAGGAUAAAUUAAUUUUAAAAUAUAUAUUUGAUUUUACUGAUAUUUGCAAAGCAUAACGUGGCUUAUAUCUGAAUAAUCAAUUAAAAUAAUAGAUUUAUUCAUUACAAUUUAUUAAAAUGGUUGCAGUAGCUGUUAAAGAUUCAUUAUUAUUUUCUUUUGGUACUAUAAUUUUUUCAAAUUUUGAUUCGGUGGAAUUAUAAAAUUUCAGAUUAAAAAUAUUUAAAUCUAAUUUACAUUUUUAGAAUAAUUAAAAAGCAGUAGAAUUAUCAUUGAUAAAUAUUUUAAUUUAAGAUGAAGAAUAAAAUAAUUUGGAAGCACUUUUUAAAGCAACUUUAUUUUCGUAGAUAAAUUUUUAAAAUGUUUCAUUUUUAGAUACAAAUAUAUCUAAUUCAUCAAUUUUGAACUUUGAAACUAUGAAACUUAAUGGUUUUCUUAAAAUAAAUGAACUCUAAUUUACAAAUUGUAUAAUUACAAAUUCUAAAUUAUUCAAGUUUUUUGAUCAUAAUUUCACUAUAUUAAUAGAAAAUUUAAUUAUUUAAAAGUGUGAAUUUUAUAACUCAUUUAUUUUUGCAAUCAACUCCAAUGAAAGAAUGAAAAGCAAAUUUACAUUUCAUAAUUUAAUUAUUUAAAAUAGCAAAUUUUAUAACUCUACCUUUUUUUAUAACUCUCUCUCAAUGGAUUUGAUAAUUAGCAAAGUAUAAUUAAACUAAAAUAUUUUUGAUUAAUCAGUCGUAUUUUCUUCUGAUCAAUAGAUAUACAUGCAAUCUAUUAUUAUGGAAUAGAAUACUUAUUUAUAUUCACAUUUCCUAUAAUCAAUCCCCUAUUCAGAAAUCAUAGUAUAAAUUACUAAUAUACAAAUAUUUUACAAUAAUUUACAAUAUUCUACUUUAUUUGAUAUUAGGUAAAAUUAACACAUAAAUAAGUGUUAAGUAAAAUUGUAUGAUUUUAAUUUAAGUAACAAUAUCGAUUAAAGUAUUUUUAAUAAAAACCUAGCCUUAUUUGAAAUAACAUGCUUUAGUUUAAUAAUUAAAAAUUUUGAAAUAAUUAAUACAAAAAAUGUAAGAAUAUUUUAUCUGUAAGAAACAGAUAUAAUUCAAAUAGAUAAUUUAAUCUACAAAACAUCUGAUGAUUAAACCAGAAUUCCAAUAUUUUUAGAAUGUUAAGAAUAAAUUUAAUACAAUAAUUAACUCUUACUAAUAAUCAAUUUUUUAGAAAUAAAAUUACAAAAUUUAUAAUUAGCAAAGUAAUCUUCUAUAGAUUUAUCUUUAAUACAAAUAAUCUCUAAUGUUCAAAUUUUUAAUUAAUAAAAUGCUUCUGUUUAAAUAAAAAAUGUAGAAUUCUUUGGGAAUGUAUAACUUUAAUAAAAAGAAACAUCAUAUUAAUCUUAAUUAAUGAUUUUUUCAGAAUUAAAAAUUUUAAUAAUUUUAGAAAAUCUGCAGUUUACAGAGAAUAUGUUUCAUUCAUAGACCUAAGAAAUACAGUAUGCUUCUUGUUUAUUAUGUAUUGUUUCAAAAGCAAGUAAAGUAGAAAUUUUGAAAUUAACAUCAAGAAACAAUGCAAUUACUAAUUCCUCUCAUACUUUUAUUUCUAUAACAUCUAAUUCAUUAGUCAUUAGAAAUAUGGAUAUUCAAAAUCACAAUUUUUUAAAUUCUAUCAUUUGGUAAUAAUAUUACAAACUAAAUUUAAAUUCUGUUUAUAAUUAAGAUUAAAUUAAUUAGAUAAUUAUGUAAACAAUCUAAAUUUUAAAUGUUGGAGGAGUGGCAAAAAUUGAAACACAGAAUUUUAGUUGUUUCAAUAGUACCUUUCGCAAUAUCAUCGCAUUAAAAAGUCUUAUUUUUGAUAUAACCCUAUAAGGAAAUUCAUUUUGCAUUCUACAUGAAAUCAUAUUAACUACCAUAGAAAAUAAUUUAUAAUCAUAAAGGGAAGGUUCUGGUUGCAUUAGUAUUUUAUCUUUAAAUGGAUAAUUAAAUAUAGAUAUCCAAAGAAUUAAAUUCUAAAAUGUUUUAACCAGAAUUUCAACAUCUAUUUUUACUAUUGCUCCAUCUAUUUUUAGAACGAGUAUUUUAAUAAAAGAUAUUUUAAUUUAAAAUUGCUAUUCCUUAAUCAAUUCAAUUUUUAAUUUACAAUUCAAAUCUUAAAAAACAAACUACGAUUUAAUUAUUUUGAAAGAUUUAUAAAUUAUUUAAUAAGAAGAAGAUUUGCUGAAUUAUUUAUAAAAAAUAGGACCAUUAACAGUUGAGGAAAUAUCAAAAAUAACUAGCACUGAAAAUGCUCUUAUUUAUUUAAGUGAUUGCUAAGUAGAAAUAAAAGGCAUAUAUAUUUAAGGAGUUUAUUUAUAUCCAAUCAUGAAAUUUAAGAAUGUCCAUAAAUUAUUGCUAUCAAAUUGUUUCAUGUAUGAAAUUUAAUAGGUUUCUACCUAAAAUUUAAUUACUUUUACUCAAACAAGAAAUCAAAAUUUAUUUGUAUAAUUACAAUAAUUAUCUAUUUCAAAAGUAAAUACAUAUAAUUUAACAACUACCAAGUUUAAAUAUAAUUUAAUGAUCAAUUAUUUUAUUAGGGAUUGUGAGAAUAUAUAAAAGAAAGAAGUUGAAAAUUCACCAACAUAAUAUAUUGAGUCUUAUUUGUAAUAAAUAAAGUAACAAUCAUCAGAUAGUAAAUCAUUGAUCUAUUUUUAAAGCACUUCCAAUGAAAGUAACUUCAAUUUCUAAUCUAUAAAUUUAUUUAAAAAUGAAUGCUUUGGAUGUGAAAAAGGAUUAUUUUAUUUUGAAAUUUCAAAUUUUAAGAUGAUCAAUUUUAUAGAUUUAAAUUGCAAUCAAAACACAGUUACGGAAUUAGGUUGUGUAAGUUUUUAAUAAGAGUAAUUUCAUUUCAAUAGAAUUCUAAUCAAAAAUUCCAAUUUUAUUAGCAACAAGGGAGGCAAAGGAAUAGCCAUUUUUGCUUUAAAUGUUACUCUAACAAUCUUGGAAUGCAAGAUUAUUUCAAAUUAAGCAUAAAAAUAAGGUGGAGGGUUGUUUAUAGAUUAGAGUUCUUUUUUAGUAAAAAAAACCAUAUUAUUAUCAAACUCUGCAUAAGAAGGAGGAGGGAUAUUUUUAAAUGGAAAUUUAAAUUUGAACAAUGAUAAUUUUGUUAGGUCUUUUCUAUUUUUUAAUUGGGCAGAGUAAUAAUCAAAUAAUAUUUUUGAAUCUCCUACUCACUUAUCUUUAAGUAUAAAUUCAGUUGAGUAAUUGUCUUUAUCUUUAGAUGAUACUAAUGCUUAAUAAAGAAUUUUAAAGCUAAAACCAUAUAAAACUAUUGAAUAGGGUAAGGUAUGUGAAAAGAAUUAUCUUAUGAUACCAAGCAAUUAGCAAAUCAAUAAAUUUAAAUUAAUAAUUCCUCAAUAAAAUAGGAUAUUUUUUUAUAUUAAAGAAUUCAGUUUAUACUUUAAAAAUAGUAGAAAUGAAUUAAUUUUAGGGUUAGUUAAUUCUUCUUGCAUUAUCAAUAGCUAUUUACAACAAUUAAAUUCCAAUAUAAGUAUAUAAUAUUUAGAAAACAUUUCAAUAUCAUAUAAUACCCAAAAGGAUAAUUUUGAUUUAAGUUAACUGUUAUUCAUUUUUGAUCCAUAUUUAUAAGGUGAAAAGUACCUUACAAUUCAAUUUACUUGUUUUGCUUAGUAAUCCAAUAAUAAAUUACAUUACCUAAUAAAUGCAAGAAGUUUUAUGUGCUAAUUGGGAGAGUUUUAUUCCGAAUAAGGUUGUUAAGAAUGUUAAUCUAGUUAAGGAUUUUAUUCAGUUACUUAUAAUGCUACAAAAUGUUCAAUUUUUGAUAAAACUAAAUUCUCUAAAAUCACUUCUAAUAGUAUCAGUCUAUUAAAAGGAUUUUGGAGACCUCAUAUUUUAUCUGAUUAUAUAGAUGAAUGUUUUAAAACUCUAAAUGUUUGUAUUGGAGGUUCUGGUGUUGGAGAUUAACUAUGUGCAUAAGGACAUACUGGAGGAUUAUGUGAAGAAUGUGAUAACUAUGAUUUAAGGGGAAAUGGAUAAUACUUUAAAAAUUAACAAAAUUUAGAGUGCCUUCCUUGUAAUAAACUAAAAGACAACAUUAUAGCCUUAAUAAUAACAUCUAUUUGGUAUAUGUGCAUAAUUAUUUAAGGGCAUUACUAUCUAUACUUUUAACUUUAAGGAGUAUUGAUAAAUCAAAUAAAUUAUUCUCAUCAUUAAAUUUGACCAAAAGACAUAGUAAAAUUAUUUUUAGAUUAGAUUAAGGUAAUUAAAAAUAGUAUACUAUUAGAUUUUACAAGUAUUUUAAUGAAGAUGUUUUUAAAUAACUUAUGGGUAUUUUCAAUUAUUUUCACUUUCAACCUAAAAUUUUCAUUUUCAUUUAACAUUGUUGAUUAAACUAGUAAUGCAUCAUAUUCAAUUUCUAAUAAUUUGGAUUGCUUUUUAUCUUAAAUUUAAUAAAUUUAAUUAAUUUAUUCAAGAAUAUUUGCCAUAAUUAUUUUGAUUUUAAUUUAACUAUUUUUAGUUUUAUUAGGAUAUAAAAUUACAUCUUUAAUUCUUCAUAGGAAGUUCAAUCAAAGCAUAAUUACUAAUACUUUACUUUAUUUAUAUGUUUGUAAUUAUGGUGGUCUAAUAAAAAUGUAAAAAUAUGUUCAUUUUAAUUUAGGUUAUGCUCUGUAAUUUCUAGAAGAAUAAUUUCAAAUAUUGAAUUUAUAUCAGGAGAUGUAACUCUAUAUUUUGGGUCUGAUAAUCACAAUUAAUGGAUGAAUCAGUUUAUUAUUCCCUUACUUAUCCUUUUAGGAUUCACAAUUCCAUUUUCUUUGUUUAUUCUUUUAUAUACACAAAGAAAAAAGCUUCAUACAACAACGUUUAGAAAGCAUAUAUGUUAUCUAUUUAAUGAGUAUGAUAAUAAUGCUUAUUAUUGGGAAGUAAUCAAAUUAUCAUUAAAAUCUAUUAUUAUUGUAAUAGCUACGUAUUUUGAAGCAAAUAUAUUUUUGAAAGCAGCACUAAUAGGAUUGUGUUUAUUAAUCUAUUAAAUUUUAGCAGUUAAAAAUAAACCUUUUAUUCUAUCAAAUUUAAAUUCUUUAGAUUUGUAGGCUGGAUAAACUUGUUCAAUAGCUAUUUUUAUUGUAGUUGCUAAAUAUGUUGCUGAUUAAGAAAAUGAAAAGUUCUCAUCUGUUUUUCUUUAAAUAAUUAUCACUUUGCUUUUGAUACGACUCUGUCUCCCAUUUAUUGAAUUAAUAAUCAAAGCAUAUAUGAAAAAGUACAAAACAGUUUUAAUACAAUUGAUUUAUUAACUUUUUAAAUUUAUAGCAUAAAAUUGGUCUAUUACAAUAUGGCUUUAAAGGAAAUUAUAGUGUGAAAAUUAGAAAAAAAUAAAAUUAAUGACAAACAUGAAAAAAAUAAGACAGUCAUUACUCCAGAAAUAGAAAACUUAAUAUUUGUAAAAUUAAUAUUAAUCAUUAGAUAAUUUUCAUCUAUUCAAAGUCCCUAUCAUUCAUAAUUAAGAAGUGAAUAAUUAAAAGGUUGA